AUGGGCUCAGAGAGGCUGAAUAAUUUGAGCAAGUCUGCAAAGCUGGUGAGUGACAAGCUGAAUUACCAAAAUCAGUAUCCUGGGGAUAUCACUCCUGGGUGCCCUGGGGUGCUCUGCUGGCAGCUUGUACUUCUAUUAAAGCAGUAUUGGAGCUACCCAAUCACCAUGGCAGUGCCCAUGCACUCUGAGUGCAAACUCUCCCUGUCUGUCACUCUAUGUGACAUGAACCCACAUUGGUCACUUUAUGCUGGAUUAUCCUGUUCCAUGUCAUGGGGAACCCUACAACAAUCUACCCUGCCUCCAGAACAAAUGUCAUGCAUGCACCAACAUCUAAAAGUACGUGAUGCAUUUGCCUGGGAGAAUAUCUAUGCUCUCUACAAAUUCAACUUUAAUGAAGGCUGGGAUGCCUUCUUUGCUAAAAUCCUCAGCCAUAAGCUCCACUUCCAGCUGGACCGUGGGAUUCAUUUGCAGCAUCUGAGUCAUCUGGACAUCCAGUACAAAGUGGACUUCAGACUGGUGAGUUCUGAGACUCAAGGAGGUAUCAGUGACAACUGCUUCUACUGCGCCUACCCCUCAGGUAUACAGGCUGCUCAGGAAUGCUAUCAUUUCUGCUACAUGGACAUCUCGGUCCUAUUCCCUAGUGCCUGGGAGGUGCUGAGUCGCAGUGCCCCUGCCAUCAUAAAUGACAAGAUGCAUUGGCUCAGAAGUCCCUUUGGCCUCUGCACAGACGGUGCUAAGGGCAUGGAUACUGAACUGCUGUAUAACACCCCAAACCCCAUGCAGGUGAAUGGGUGGCAAAGAGAGUCCCUGAACCAUGUAAGCAGUGUGGCCAAGGUGAACAUUCUCUAUCAGGAGCUGAAAUACCAUAUUGUGGAUGAAGCAACAGUAUACUCUGAGUGGUUAGAGAGACACAGGAUGAGGGUUCCACAGCCCUUGUGCCAUGGGCAGCCCCUGGAGACUGUGGUUAGGUCAUCUAUCUUGUCUGUUCUGGAGCUGCUACUGGAUGUCUCUACCCUUGCCCGGCUGCUACUGGGUUUUCAAUGGCUCUGCUGCGGGAAGCUGUCCUAGCUGGGAAUUGAUACUGCUUCAGGGCAGUCCCACACCAUAUCAGAG
Molecule: messenger RNA, 1113 nt
Organism: Myodes glareolus (Bank vole)
Lineage: Eukaryota; Metazoa; Chordata; Mammalia; Rodentia; Cricetidae
Source: RefSeq, a predicted model, not a curated record